GGAUCGUCUGAACUGUAAGUUCCCUUUAUGCGUUCCCCUCUUCUAUUUUGCUGUUUUAGGUUCGCAUAAUUUUUAGCCUGAAAUCUUAAGAGGGGCUUGGCAAUCUACAUGAAUACUUUAUUCGGCUGUCAAAACAAAUCCCGGAGCAGAGAUGACAUGACUGUUAUAUGAUCAUCAUUAUAUAUCAAAAAGCUGAUUCUAAUGGAUAAUAUAGAUCGGCGGAAAGGAGGCAAUGCCAUUGCGAAGAAUAAUAAUGAGUUUACUGGUCUUUAAAUAGGCCCACAUUCCCACUUGACAUUAAUUUUCGAAUCUUCAUCCAAAGUAUCACUGUAUACUACAUAAUAUCAACAACGGCCUUCUUCAAGUACUUCCACCCAUCCAACCUUCACCAUGCUCUCACGCACGACACUCCAAGCAGUAUUUAUAUCUCUACUUGCCUACGCUUCAGCUCUCCCUUCUGAAUUGGACACCCGCGCAACAUGUCCUGAGAUUCACGUCUUUGGUGCUAGAGAGACCACGGCACCAGCCGGAUUUGGGACUGCAGGUGUGGUUGUUGACCUCAUCACUGCCGCCCAUUCUGGGGCAACUUCCGAAGCCAUCAGUUAUCCAGCAUGUGGAGGUCAACCUUCGUGUGGUGGAGUUAGCUAUGGAAAUAGUGUUGUUGCAGGAGUUGCUGCUGUCGCAGCUGCAGUGAAUGAAUUUCAUACAAAAUGCCCAAAUACUAAGUUGGUACUAGUGGGGUAUUCUCAGGGUGGUCAAAUAAUGGACGAUGCGUUCUGUGGAGGGGGAGAUGCAAAUAAUGGACUCACGAGUACCGCGAUUCCAAUUCAAGCCAGUGCUGUCAAUAUGAUCAAGGCCGCAAUUUUCAUGGGUAACCCACGGUACAUUUAUGGACUUUCCUAUGAAGUUGGUACCUGUAGAGCUCAAGGAUUCGCACCUCGUCCCUCUGGAUUUUCUUGUCCCUCUGGUUCAAAGAUCAAGUCUUAUUGCGAUGCCGCUGACCCGUACUGCUGCAACGGUUCUGACGCAAAUACCCAUCAAGGGUACGGCACCGAAUAUGGUCAACAAGCUUUAACAUUUGUGAAUGCACAGCUCGCUUCAUCUGGUUAAUUUUUUCCCUACCUUUCUUUCUACAUAUCA
This is a messenger RNA of Botrytis cinerea B05.10, 1140 nucleotides long. RefSeq lists its product as hypothetical. The record is from RefSeq and is a predicted model, not a curated record. Gene Ontology annotation, molecular function: hydrolase activity. Bases 391 to 1110 code for a protein of 239 amino acids. The transcript has 4 exons. Lineage: Eukaryota; Fungi; Ascomycota; Leotiomycetes; Helotiales; Sclerotiniaceae.